CACACGAGCGACAUCAUUCAUGACCAAUGAAUGAAUGAAUGCUCAGUGUAAAACAAAGGCUUAAACUCUGUGUUGGAGCAACUGGUCGGGCUGCAUUAGAUUCUGUAGAUGUUCCUAAUAAAGUGGACACUGAGCGUGCAGAUCCUGUGGCAGCUCUUCCGGUCUCUGACUGGCUGAUCCACUGAGACGGAUCUACCUGAGCUCAGCAGCUGCUGAUCGGAUCGGGUGCAGGUUCCUGAGGGACGUCCGGGAGUCUGGUUCACCUUUAACCAGGUGGGUCACCAUGGCAACCCGCCCCGCUCCGGAGCAGGUGAACCGCAGAGGAUCAGCUGAAAAACCUGUCAACGGCCCCGGCCGCUGACCAAUCAGAUCACAGGAAAGACUGAGUCAUCACAAUGUCGCCUUUCACACCUUUCACCUGAACGUGACGUAGACCCAGGCUGAGCCGCGAGAGCCACAUAAUCCCGAAACAAGCAGACUAAUCUGAGCUCGCGCCGUGGUCCAGGUCCCAGGUGCUGACAGACACAUUUACCUGCAGCAGCAGCAACAACAACAACAGUUUUCAUUUAUUCCCUCAUGAGUCACGUGUUUGUCUCGGACUUGGAUCAAAGACCCCGCAGUCCUUUCUUCAGGAUAAACCAGGAUCUGGAUCCAGCUUCACAGUUGUGAGGAUUUUGCCAUGAAAUGAAGAUUUCCUUCCUCUGAUGGAUUCCUGGUGUUUCUGGAGACAUUUAUGGGACAGAAAUGAUGAAGUCAGAGUCAAAGUGUGGACUGUUCUCUGCAGACAUCCAUCCUGUUCAGUUCCGUACACAAGGAAAACAGUGACGAGCCAACUAAGAGUCCCUGAACGCAGCACAGAGAAGCCCCGUCCCCUGUGACCGGCGGCUGCAGUGGUGCGUUCACGGUACUUUUUCUGGAGUGUUUGAAAGUUUUCAACAGAGGGAAGAAGAAAAAGAAGAAGAAGAAGAAGAAGAAGAAGAGGGGCGGAGAGUCCGAGCGGCUUCACACCGACAGCGGAGCUCGGAGGAGGAGGAGGAAUGGGCUGCAGCCACAGUAAGAAGAAAAGCAAAGGCAAGAAGGGAGAGAAGACACAGAAAGACAAGAGCCGCCGUGAUGACGGAGGUAAACGCCUGUCAGGUGAGCAGGACGUCUGUCUGGAGAAGCAGCUGGAGCGGUUCGAGUGGCAGCUGAGGACUUUAAAGGAAGUGCUCUCAGCCAAUGGGAACCCAGAGAGGGCGGAGCUUCUGAAAGACCACGCCGAUGAGGAGGUGUGCGCCCUCGUCCUGAGCAUCCUCGAUAAGGUGAAAACAGAGACGACAGCUGAUUUAAACGUCCUGCAUGAACAGAAAAGUCAAACUGUGACUGAGGAACAUGAGCGACAUGUGGAAGAGCUGCAGAAAAGACACGAACAAGAGAAAAGUCAACUGACAGAAGAGUUUCAUGCUGCUGAGGACGUCCUCAAGGGGGAGGUGGAGGAGCUGACACGGGAGCUGCAGGUUUACAACCAGCUGAAGAGGAGAGUCCAGGAGUCCACGUUCAAGAAAGACCUGCAGAGAAAUAUAAAGGCUCACGGCAGCCCAGGUGCAUUCUGGGAGUCGGAGCAGGAGUCUCUGCUGUUUGUCAUUGAGAUGAAGAGUGAGCGCGUGCAGGAGCAGAGCAGGAAGCUGCAGCAGAUGGAUGCUCUGUUGGAGAAGAAUUUGUCUUUGGAGGACCAGAUCGUCCACGUCCUGCAGCAGAACGAGGAUCUGAGAGUCCGGAUCGACAACUGCCAGACUCUCAUUCAGCAGUUAUCAAAGGAGCAGCAGGACAUGAAGGUGGCGCUGGAGAGGCAGGCAGCGGUAAACCAGAAGCUUUCUCAGGAAAAGGAGCAGCUGAUGUUCAAACUGCGACACAGAGACUCGUGUCCGACCAUCCACCUGCCCACCAUGGUGCAGGAGAUUGCACCGAGAUGACUCUGAUUACACCUGGACGUGGAUCCCGUGUGUCCUCCAUGUAGAUAGAACUGUACACGUGCCCAUAAUAAUUCUCACAGUAACAUGGAGUAGGCCUGGUUUACUCACUCAGACUGGGUGAGGUCCACAUGUCCUAACAACCAGGUUUAAAGGGUCCAGGUUUAAAGGCUCGAAAGCUGCAUCCUGUCUACAAUCAACGCUGAUUCAAAAACCAGUUUUAAUAGUUCUGUUUAACUGCAUCUCCACGGUUCUUCUGCUGCUGUGCAGUUGAGCGGGUUUAGCACUGAAACUGAUCCUGGACCCACAGACCCACAACAGCCACUGAGGUGUAACAACAGCAGCACAUACAUGGAGUCAAAGCUGGAUCCUGUGUUACACACUGUAUUGAGCCGGACAACAGUUUGGACCUCGGGUCGUCCUGGGUGAAGGUGCAGCUCCACUGAUCUGCUGUCUGUUCGUCUACGUUUGGUUUUUAAUUCUCUUCCAGAGGAGCCUCAGCUCACUGAUUCUUCUGGUUUGUUGAUGGCUGAAAUGUUUGGGAGCUGAAUUCUUCAGUUCAACCAAAAGGAAAAAAAGUUUUGUUUUGUUUAAGCAUUUUUUUAAAAACUGAGAUUGACAGAUCAGCGUGGCAGCACCUUCAGCGCUCGGUCGCUCCACAAACUUUCGUCAUGGACAGUAAGCUAAUGCAAUGACAGAGACGCACUGUUCCCUCCUGUCUGAUGAGCGAUGUCAGAUCGUGCUGCGUCUGUUUUGUGGUGCAGGUUAAACUGUACCAGAGCAGGGUUAAUUAAAACCAGGGGGUGUGACACAGCUAAUGCGAUAGCUUCCUCUGAUUGGACUCUCUGGUCCUCUGUUCCCUCAGCGCUCGUUAGUUAGCACUGUGAAGUUCACAGAAGUUGAACUCUUCAUAAAAACUCAGCACAGACCUGCUUCACGAACAAAUCCACUACUUAUUGCAGUUUGUUGUUUUUAUGUUUUUUUGUUUGAAAUGUUUUCUGUUUAUAAUAAUGCUGGUGUGACGGGGGCUUAGUGCCGUACAGCUCUACGAUCUACCCGUCUGCCAAUGUGCCUGAGACCAUAGUGGGGUGUAAGACACAAUGAUGUCGAGCUGGAGCUUCUGAGUUCAAACCAAGCCAGUCAGACAGUAAUCUCUAAGGCUUCUUCCAGAUCUGCUGUACUUUAUGUUAGAGGGUACCAGAGAGCAGGAGACCCCCUGAAGGUUUUACAGGUCCCCCCAGAGUCUGUUACUUGAGUGUGUAAGUGUCUAUUGGAGGUUGGAGUUGGCAAAACAAUAAGGAGUCAGUGAGUGUCUUAGAGAUAUUCACAAGAAAUCAUGACCUCUGAUUUUACAGAAGCAGGUUUCCCUCUGAUUGCAAACGAGGACCUAGAGGUUUGUCUCGCUCUACACACCUAGACGUCCUGCUGGAAAGUUUAGGUAUCUAAAUCCUGGAUUCACGAACUUAUCAAUAAACCAAACAAAGCUUGUCUGUGAUGCAGGUUCAGCAGAUUCAGACCCACUUAUACUGUGAUUUUCUAGUCUUGUUCAAACCCGAAGCCAAACAUUAAGUCUGUCUGUGUUUACGUCCUUGGUUUUACUGUUUCUACUCAUGUGCCUUCACAGCUUCUUCCCAAACAUCUCUGGAUGUUAGAUCCAGUUGAGUCCCUCUAACGUCCUGCUCUGUUCAUUGCAUCGUUUCAGUCUGUGUCUAAUGUAAAUCUACAGUCUUCAGGAGUAAAAAGCAGCUGUAAUGAGCCCUGAGUGUUUGAUGAGCCACAGAAUCAAAACAUUUCCUCAACAAAUCGUUGAUGUUCCAUUUUAUUCAGUAAAAAAUGACAACUAGCUAAAAGAGUGAAUCAUCGUGUCUUUGGUAACGUUGCUAACAUCUUGGCUUAAACGGUGCCAGUGUCAGUAACUGUGGAUUUGGAUCAUUAAUGUCGGUUUUCAGGUUUUAGCUCUCAAUACUUCAGGACAUACUUCUACAACUGAUGACAGACUUCAUAUUUGCUCCCCUAGCGCAUGCUAGCUAACAUGCUAACAUUAGAAUUUUAACAUGUUAAAUAACCUGUUUACAUGUAACUGCGUGUUUCAUGCAAACUGUGAUCGUGUUUAAAUCCAAAUAUGAUGAGUGUCGACAUGUCAACGUCCAUCUGUUUGUAAAAUGUGUGUUGACAUGCUGAUGUUAAGGUUUGGACAUUAGCUGUCAGAGCUCAGAGUCCAGUGUUCAGCUCCACGAGUUUUUCACCCGGUCAGACAGAUUGUGCGGUUGCUGGUGUAGUUGUUGACUUGUAGUGCACGGUCAUACCAGAAAGUGACUCACUAAACUAGCUAAACAUGUGGUCUGACGACAUGGAGGCUGUUUGUGGUGGUAGCUGGUGAGCUAGCUGCUAACACCUUAGCGAGUCAAAAUAGCUCCCCGAGCUAGCUUGCUUUCUGCCAGUGAAGGUUAAUGCUGUGCUCAUGUCAUACUGGAGUUAGCAUGAUUACUGGUUUCCAGCUUGUACACAUGGAAGUGUUCAAGUCAAAAUCUAAAGAACAGUUUCUUUGUGUUUACAGUGUGUUUCAGUGAGUUGGACGAGUUGUUUGAACGUUAUUACCCUCUCAGCUCUUUGUGACUGACCUUUAAAUGUAUUUCUCUUUAAAGUUAAAUAUGCGAACACGACAUGCGUCAACACCUGAAUCAUGAACUCAGGAACCAGUUUCCCUGAGAGCUCUGAUUUUCACGUUUUACACGAUAGAAGUGCCUGAAAGGCCCAACAACCGCAGGUCCCUCACAUCAGCUGAGAUCCACUCCUAUUUAAUGGACGCAGUGUUAUAUUGUCAGUCCACAGUAUUUUUAGCCUUUGGGUAACUGACCUUUACAACCAUCUGAAGUUGUCUGGUGUGGACGUGAACAUCAGAGGCCAGAGGUUUACUGACUGACUGCGUCUGUUCUGUGAGUUUAAUAACAGAACAGCGUCUCGGUUCUCGAUUCCCACACUCUGCUCUGUCACAAUGGUUUUUAUCAUGUUACUUCUUCAUGUGGCACCUUCAUCACAGUGAAUGGAAUUUUGUCAGAAGCUUCACGGUGUGACGGAGACUUCAGUCCUGUUACUCAUUCACAGCUUUGUUUACCUGUUUACCUGUUUGGUCUCAUGUUUAAAGCAUAUUUUAAGAUUUUCGUCAGCUACCUGACAAACAACCAGAGAACAAUAAUCACUGUAGACUUCCUGCCUUUGACAUCUUGACAUAUGUUGUUUCUUUUUAAAGAUGUGAAAAAUCUUGCCAUUUUGUCAGUUUAGUCUUUUUUUUGUGAACGAGACGAUUUAUGGAAUUAACGGGAUGUGAUGUUCGUAAUUGCCAAAAAAAAAAAGACCCAUCUGUCAGUGCUUUGACAGCUCUGUCUCCUUAUGCACUAGCACUUUGAACAGUAGUUUACCAGGAGUUUGUAUAAGAGAGGUUUUUUUUUUGUGUUGUAUAGUUUUGAAUUUUCUCAGCUUCUUACCUGUAAAAACGUAUUUUAUCUUUUCUUGGUUGGAGUCGAGUCCAGCUGCGUGUUUUCAGCGUGCCUUAGGUACACUCCCAGAUAUUUCCCUUUUUUUGUUUUUGGCUUCACUAAAUAAAAAACUGCAACUAA
Messenger RNA from Toxotes jaculatrix (banded archerfish), 5566 nucleotides. It is a transcript of the gene ccdc69, whose product is annotated as coiled-coil domain containing 69. Gene Ontology annotation, cellular component: nucleus; cytoplasm. The transcript is spliced from 11 exons. The coding region runs from base 1038 to 1952 and encodes 304 amino acids. Lineage: Eukaryota; Metazoa; Chordata; Actinopteri; Toxotidae. Gene Ontology annotation, molecular function: microtubule binding. The record is from RefSeq and is a predicted model, not a curated record.